Chrysemys picta bellii (western painted turtle) is the source of this 2134-nucleotide messenger RNA. It is a transcript of the gene PPP1R14C, whose product is annotated as protein phosphatase 1 regulatory inhibitor subunit 14C. Gene Ontology annotation, cellular component: cytoplasm. The record is from RefSeq and is a predicted model, not a curated record. Lineage: Eukaryota; Metazoa; Chordata; Testudines; Emydidae. Gene Ontology annotation, molecular function: protein serine/threonine phosphatase inhibitor activity. Gene Ontology annotation, biological process: regulation of phosphorylation.
CCGGGGCCCGCGGCGAGCAGCCAGGGAAAGCAGCAGAGGUGUGAGGGGGAGGUUUGGGCGGGGGAGCUCCCGAGGCGUGGGGCAGGGCACGGCUCAGCUGUCCUUGGCUGUAUCUUUAAGGCGCUGUCCCCGCCUUCUCCCCCCGGUUCAGGGGGCCCGAAACACAGCCCUCCGCCCCUCCCCUAGCCUGACUGUGCGCGCCCGGGCAGCCGUCACGCCGCAGGUGCGGAGCGGAGCUGCACAAGCCGAGGCUGCUGCUGCACCGGCCGGGAGGGAGCUGCGGGCGCCGGAGCGAGGCAGCCCCUUGCCGCGGCCAGAGCCCGAGCCGGGCCACCGGGCAGCGAUCUCCCUAGGGGCGGCAGCGCGGCUGGGCGCGGAGCAUGUCUGUGGUGACCGGGGGCAGCGAGCCGGGUGCCGCUGGGGGAGGCGGCGGGAACCGGGUUUUCUUCCAGAGCCCCCGCGGUGGCGGUGGUCGCGGCGGCGGCGGCUCCUCCCGGGAGGACUCGGUCUCCGCCCCGGCGGCGGCGGCGGCGGUGGUGCAGGUUCAGCAGCAGCGGCGCCACCAGCAAGGCAAAGUGACGGUGAAGUACGAUCGGAAGGAGCUGCGGAAAAGGCUGGUGCUGGAGGAGUGGAUCGUGGAGCAGCUGGGGCAGCUGUACGGCUGCGAGGAAGAAGAGAUGCCAGAUGUAGAAAUUGACAUUGAUGACCUUCUUGAUGCAACUAAUGAAGAGGAGAGAGCUAUCAAAUUACAGGAAGCUCUUGUAGAUUGCUACAAACCAACAGAGGAAUUUAUCAGAGAACUGCUAACUCGGAUAAGAGGGAUGAGAAAGCUAAGCCCCCCUCAAAAGAAGAGUAUAUAACUACUCAAAUAGUAGCACUCCUACAAGAAACCUAGCAAGGGAAAUGGGACUUUGACUACAAGACCUUUAUUAAAAUAGAAUUGUCUUUCCGAGCAACUUUUGUUUGGUUUGGUUCAGUUUUGACAUUUACUCAAGGGAGUCCUAUUUCAUGUGCUUUUAAGGGUUUUCUUAAGUGUCAAUUUUUUUAUCAAGGAUACCAACAUUUUUGGAUGCUGCUCAACUAUCCUACUAAAGGAUUAUUGAACCAGGUGAAGAACCCAGGCAUUAGUGACCACGCCAUAGCAAUGAAGGGCAGCAAUCCCACAUGGUGAAUCAGAAGAGCAUGUAAACUUGCAGAGCUAGAAGAAUUGCCUUUUUAUUUUCCCCUAGCGACUAGUUGGAUAACAUUUUUAGUUGGUUGUACAUUUAACUCAUGGAUGUCAAGUUUCUUGUGCUUGUAUGUACAUAAGUUGUAAAGUGGGGGUGUGAAUACUGUUUCACGUGGCCGGAAGGGGAGUUGUUACAGUAAACUAUUUAAAUGGUGGCUGAAGCAAACGUGUUACCAGAGGGCAACCGUUUAGAUUACCAAAAUGAGUGCUGCCAUUUUAUAAAUCCAUUUUAAAGCACCGAGGUGAAGAAUUUCAGCAUAUCUUCUCAUACAAAAAGCAACAUAUGAGAACUGGGGAGUUUCUUAAGGGCUUAAUUUGUAGACUUCUAAUUGUUUUAUUGACUUUGAUGCUUUGCCAGAUCAUUUCCUCUUCACCUCACGGUGUGUUAGAGUUGUAUUAAUCUACUGUAUAAGAGCCUGACGUGAUACCUUGAGAAAUGUCAAUCACCAUCUAAAAAAUGUUUCACAGUGUGGGGGAAAGAAGUGCUACCAGAACAAACUAAAAGCACUGUUUUGCAUUGGAGGUUUUAAUGUAGAUCCCCCUCUCAAUAAGGAACAGUGUAGCAUUUGUUUAUAGCUCUGUCCCCAGAACUAAGGGGGACUUGUUAGUUAUGGGUCCUCCUUUCUUGUGAAAGCAAGAAUGGAAUACUUUCAGUGGAUCCCUGACACUUCUUAAUUAAGGACAUUUUCCAGAUGUUCCGUAAACUACCAUAUGCCAGUAGAUGAAGUUAGUCAGGCAUUUUAUAUCAAAGGUGCUCUGAACAUAUUUUUAUUUUUAAAAAUAAGAAAUACAUGUUUGUGAAUUUUAUGUAUGCUGGCAAGCUUUUUUAAAUGUAUUUAAUUUUGUAAUGUUUAUCAAUGAUUUUAUUUACCAGAUAUUUACUCAAAUAAAUGGAACAACUUGUGA